Anopheles aquasalis is the source of this 1007-nucleotide messenger RNA. It is a transcript of the gene sel, whose product is annotated as canopy family protein seele. Gene Ontology annotation, cellular component: endoplasmic reticulum. Lineage: Eukaryota; Metazoa; Arthropoda; Insecta; Diptera; Culicidae. The record is from RefSeq and is a predicted model, not a curated record.
UUCUAAAAGGCGACUGAUAAAAACGGACCGAGCCGUUCCCAAACCAGUUUCCACAUCAGCUAGCCCCGAAAAGAUCUCCUCAACGGGAAUCCGUCCGUGGUUCUGGCCCACAAUUUACCACAUCACAUAGGUAGUUAUCGUUAUUGGAAGAUGAAGUCUGAAGUCCGCCGCUGUUUCCUCGUCUUGGCCGGUCUUGCGAUCGUGCUGGCACCGGCCCCCGCUCAGGGACAGGUAGGCGAUAUAGCACGACCGAUCGAGAGCAAAGAGCUGAAAUGCCUGGUGUGCAAAGCAUCGAUGGUGGAAAUGGAGCAGGCCGUGGCCAAGGUGGAUCCGAACAAGAAGGUCGAGGUCGGAGAUUACCGGCUCGACGCGACCGGCGAUUCGAGCAAGAAGAAAAAGAUCCUGUACGCCAAAUCAGAGAUGUACCUGACCGAGAUGAUGGAAACCGUGUGCGACCGCAUGGAUGACUACGCCAAGGCACGCUACAAGAAGUCCGGCCGGCCCAUCGUGCUCAAGAUGAUGACCGAGAGCGGCAUGAAUCCGGAGAUGUCGAAGGUGAACUUUGUGCAGGAAGGGGAUCUUAACAAGACGCUCAAACACCUCUGCCUAGAAAUCAUCGAGAACUACGACGAAGACAUCAUCCGGAUGUUCCAGGAGGAGGUGGUGAAGGACACCGAUAUCCGGUUAUGCUCACAGGUGGCCAGCUACUGUCGUGACCAGCCAGUCGCAGAGGAUUAUGAGUACGAAGAGAGCCAGGAGGAUCAACGGGAGGAGCUGUAACGACGAGUGCGAGACGGUUUCCGUUCCGAACCAUCCAGAAACCAGAGAAACGUCCACGUAGGCGAGUUGUGCAAAUCGCCAAUAAACUUAGAAACUAGCCGGCGGAUUAACGAUUGCCAAGCAACCGCAUAGUUUGUGUAUACAUGAGCCUUGUUUCGGUUCAAACGAAACAAAUUAUACAGGAUAAAUCCCAUGGUUCGCUUUUUGGGGUGCAAAACAGAUGUGCA